AUGGACUUACAUAGUGUCAACAGAUUUCUAUACCAAUUCGUUGUAUAUUCUUCAUUUAACUUUGGAAUUUUACCCGUGCAUUCCGGAAUCAUUUUGCUUCUAUUUUCGGUCACCUCUGAAUUCUACGGAACAGUGUCGCCUAACUGGGGUGGGUCAGAUGAUGCUUUUCUUUUUUCUGUGCUGCUAUUAUUGAGAUUACCUUCAAAAACGUCCAUCAACGAAUCUGAAUUCAAGUACGACUUCAUCCCCAAAACUGCUGAGCCAAAGGUACCUCAUCUUACGAAGGAAGCCGUCAAGCAUGCCAUUGCUCAAAACAAGGCUAAGCAGGUGGAAAAUAAUUGUUUACCAAAGAAAGCAAUCCAUACAUCAAGUUUGAAUCCAAUUUUGCGGACGUUUUCCACUGAGGUGAAUCCGCUGGUGCCGAACCUGACUUUUAGAAGACAAAACAAGCAAAUUGACACUUCUAUUGAGAAGUACAUUCGAUCAUCGUUCAAUCCAGUUAUUAAAGACGGUGGUCAAACAACAUCCCUACCUCUUGCCAACUGGAUGACCUCGCUAAAGCUGAAACGUUAUUGUAGAAAGCACCCUCGAUACCACGGCCUCUCAAAGACGGUGCAGCCAGCAGCCAAAUGA
Messenger RNA from Scheffersomyces stipitis CBS 6054, 633 nucleotides. RefSeq lists its product as uncharacterized. NCBI's taxonomy places the organism in Eukaryota, Fungi, Ascomycota, Pichiomycetes, Serinales, Debaryomycetaceae. The coding region runs from base 1 to 633 and encodes 210 amino acids. The record is from RefSeq and is a predicted model, not a curated record. The transcript is spliced from 4 exons.